Ooceraea biroi (clonal raider ant) is the source of this 1721-nucleotide messenger RNA. RefSeq names its product immunoglobulin binding protein Tap42 (gene Tap42). Gene Ontology annotation, molecular function: protein phosphatase 2A binding. Gene Ontology annotation, cellular component: cytosol. The record is from RefSeq and is a predicted model, not a curated record. Gene Ontology annotation, biological process: regulation of dephosphorylation; regulation of signal transduction. Lineage: Eukaryota; Metazoa; Arthropoda; Insecta; Hymenoptera; Formicidae.
CAGCGACUAUUUAUAGCACUCGCACGAACGAGAUAACCUGACGAUUCUAACCUAUAUGCUUCCAGCGGAGCAGUGAUCUGUCGCUGUUUGACGCACGACUCUGACAGAUAUCGGUAUAACUCAGGCGAUCGUCGGUACACGAUGUCGGAGAAGAUGCUGUCGAAGGACCCGGGCGAUGAGAAGGAUGGAAACGAUUCCACGACGUUGUCGGCAUUGUUUGACAACGCGUUCGAGAUGUUCAACAAUAUUAAUAACACACAAGAGCCAACAAACAGCACGAAAGUACAGGUAGACAUAAAGCGGACAAUGCGUACGCUCGAGGACGCGACGAGAUUGGUGUCCGCGGUGGACAUGUUUAGCGACAACGAGAGCUUUGAGGAAGUGGCCACGGAGAAUAUCAAGUAUUUCCUGCUGCCAGCUCUGCUGGGCAAGCUCACCACCAAGAUAUGCGGCAACGACGACAGAAUGCACCUCGUCAAGGUGGCGGAGAUCUAUUUUGUCGAUUUCUUGAAGCGACUGAAGACGUACGAUCUGACGGACGUUCAAGUGCCAGAAAUCAAUUCGACCGAUGAGAAGAGCGACGCAGGAGAUAACUCGAGCGUAUCGAACAGGCAGACACACUCGCCAAGGAUGCUGGAAGAUAUGGUUCUCAGCAGAAACGCAAAGCUACAAAGGUACAAGCAAGAGAAGGAGUUGGAGUCUCGUCUAGAGACGUUGAAGAAAAACCUCGACAAUCCGAACAUCGACGACGAGAUCAAGAGGGAGUACUUCGUUACGCUGUUGAAAUUAUACGCGGUACAAAUAGUGGAAGAGCUGAAUCUGUUGGGCAAGGAGAAGAUGAUCCUGGAGAAUAUCAAGAGGAUGGGACCGAUGCACAGCUUGGCGUCCGAGACGCAGAAACAGAAAUUGCCCACUCCAAAGUUGCAACCCAUCAUCAUUACCCGAGACGAGGUGCAAAAGAAGGUUUACGGAGCUGGCUACCCGAGUUUGCCGGUCAUGACAGUCGAGGAGUUCUACGACAAAAGGGUCAAAGAUGGAGACUGGCCAGAUCCGUCGCAGCAUGGCGCAAAGAAUGCUCGGUGUCUGCAGGACGUGGCAAACAGCGGAGCGGCCACGAGCGACGAGAAGGACGGCGAGGACAUCUUGAAGGAGGAGAUGGAGGAGACGGACGACCCCGAGCAUCUGGAACGGGCGCGCGCAAUGGAUGAGUACAGGGACACGCAUCGUCGCGGGUGGGGCAACCGCGCUAAUAGAAGUUAAAUAUUCCGAGUACUACCAUCUAAGUUCGAUCUGCGCUACGCGUGUGGUUUAUGCUGCGGUACGUUUUACGUUCGUGGGACCCGAGUGUGCACGACCAGUCAGUCGUGUUUUGUCGAAUUUGUGCGACGGGCGCACUUGAUGACGAGGCAGAGAGGAGGAAGAGCAAAUGCGAACGCUCUCGAAUUGUAAACGUUUUUAUGUCCAUGUUAUAUUUCGUCGAUCAAGUGAGUCUGAAUGUAUGCUUUUCUAAUAAAAUAAGCUCUUCUCACUCCGCGACACCGAGACCGUGAUGAUCUAACGAUCGUGGGCCUGUGCAAGAGCCUCGUUUCGCGAGAUCACGUACUCAUGUGCGUGCAUCUGCAUCGCAGUUACGCGAGCAAUUUGCUAUUCACAUUAUCCGUUGAAUAAUUUAAUAACGCGCGCAAGGUCUCGUUGACGUGAUAAACAAGAGAGAAAAAAUG